AUGCAGUCCGUCAGAGAAUUGAUGCGCUCAGAGAAACAACGGCGGCAGCAACUACGAGAGGCAGCUGCUGCUACAAAAGCGGCGGCAGAAGCAAAAGCGGCAGAAGAAGCAAAAGCGGCGGCAGAAGCUAAAGCGGCGGCAGAAGCUAAAGCGGGAGAAAAGGACAGUCAAGAAAAGGAAGGGCUGCUUCAGGGGUAUAGCGACGAUGAGCAGGAGGCUGAGUCACAGAAUGGGCAGCAGAAGAAAAAUGCGCCUGUGGGCCCUAAGGGGUUGCCGGCAGAUUUCUUCGAUAAUCCAGCAGAGUUUGCAGCGGCCGAAGCGGAGCAGCAAUUGAACGCCACCAGUCCUCAGAUUUCUGCGGCAGCGGUUCCUGCAGCUUCUUCUUCAGAAGAAGAAGACGAUGAUGCUAAUGAAGAAGUGUUAAGCUAUGAAAUCGAGGAGCCAGAUGAGACCCUUCUACAGCCGAUCAUCCACUCGGAGGGCGCUGCAAGCGCAGAGCAGAGCGAAGAUGCACCGCAGGCAGAUGAAGCCUUGGCAGUAGCUGCAGCAGCACCGGCAGUGGCGGCAGUUUCCUCCGAUAAGUCGAACGAGUCCGAAGCGGGAAGAGAAGUAGAGACAGAUUCAGCUGCAGGAAGCUCCUUUGUGUUGAGCAGUCUCGAGCUAGCCACUGCCACUGAUGAAGCUCACUGGUACAACCCCUUUUCUACGGCGCUUCAUAGCGAGGUGCUGGUGGAGGAGGAGAGAAUGCAGCAGCAGGAGCGCCGUGCUCAGGAGGUGGCAAAGCUGCGCAGUGAGGCAGCAGCAGCGGCUGCAGCAGCAGCCGCAGCUGCUGUCUCCGGGAAGAGGAAGCGCAAGGGUCAGCAGCAGGAGGAGCCGCAGCUGAAGCAGCAGGGUGAGAGUGAGCUGCCGUGGGGAUUUUUCGACGACUUCGAUAAGGAUGCAGCUGCGAGGGGGGAAGUAGGGCCUGCACAGCUGCAGCAGCAGCUGCAGCUGCUGAACGAAAAGAAGCGGCAGCUGGUGGCAGAUAUUAAGGAAGGAAGACAGGAGGCUGUGCAGGAAAGGCAGGAUAUCCGAGCUUUCGUUAAUCAGGUGGUACAGCUGCAAGCGGAGCAGCAGCAGAUCGAAAAGCAGCUGAGUGCAAUUAAGAGGAGGGCAGAAGAAUUCAAGCAGCAGCAGCUGCUGGCGGAGAAGUGCAAAACGGAGCCAGCAGACACGGAGCACGCAUAUAAACCUGCAAUAUCAGCGUUGGGGGCGGUGGAGAUGGCGAAAACGGAGAAGCAUCAGCAAGCCGCUGCUUCUCCUUCUCACGCCACAGAGUGGAGUGACUCGGAAUCUGAAGUAGACGAUGACCUCACUUGGCGGGCGAAAAGCCUUGUCUGA
This is a messenger RNA of Cyclospora cayetanensis, 1380 nucleotides long. RefSeq lists its product as uncharacterized. The record is from RefSeq and is a predicted model, not a curated record. The transcript is spliced from 2 exons. NCBI's taxonomy places the organism in Eukaryota, Apicomplexa, Conoidasida, Eucoccidiorida, Eimeriidae. The coding region runs from base 1 to 1380 and encodes 459 amino acids.